Messenger RNA from Closterium sp. Naga37s-1, 11625 nucleotides. NCBI's taxonomy places the organism in Eukaryota, Viridiplantae, Streptophyta, Zygnematophyceae, Desmidiales, Closteriaceae. The record is from the annotation of a GenBank genome assembly.
AUGUCCGCCGCGCGUCCUUCUGCCCCUCCCGCUCUCCCCCACCCCUUCACCGGCCCUCCCCCUGCCCCUUCCCCUGCCCCUCCCCCUGCCCCUCCCCCUGCCCCUCCCCCUGCCCCUCCCCCUGCCCAUCCCCCUGCCCCUUCUGCCCUACGCCUGUCCCCUACUGUCCCCCGACCCACCAACCCAUCUCUGUACGAGCGUUGCUGGCUUCCUCUCCUGGACGAGUUGCAAGGGGGACGGCACGGAGCAGCAGCAGCAGCAGCAACAGCAGCAAGCAGGGGAGGAGGAGAGACAGAGCUGCCAUCGUGCCUCGUGCCGCCUCUGGACGUGCACUGGAUAUGGCUGUGCCACAGACUCGCGCCUGUACGCCACUCCGUUGCUGCUGGCCCUUUGCCUUUCCCAUGUGACGUAUAUGCCCGGGACUGCUUGGAAAUGUUCUCCAAAGUUCUCGACUGCCCUCUCCCCCUCCUCGACCCCGCCGCUUCCUCCUCCUCUUCAUCCUCCUCCACCUCCUUCUCCUCCUCCUCCUUCUCCUCCUCCGCACACUCCCCGCACUCCCCAUCCCUGCUCUCCCCUCCCACCCCCUCCAUGCACUCGCACUCGUUCCGCCAGUAUGCAGCAGACCAGCAGCAGCAGCAGCAGGCGGAGGCAGUGGCGGUGAGUCGGCGUGUGUGGAACGAGAGGUGGCCGGGGGACCCAUACGACCUGCACUUCUUCCAGCCAGCCGCUAACACUGCUGCCGGCGCUGCUGCUUCCCUCGCCGCCUUGCACCUCCCGCCCAGCCUGCUCGGUGCUUCCUCUAGCCUCCGCUCCACGCCUUCCUCUCUCUCGGUUGAGUCUCCUCGUGCUCCUCCUCCUGCUGCUGCUGCCACUGGCGGUGCUCUUGGUAGCAGGGCGGAGCAGGAAGGAGGGGAGUGUGCGGGUGGGGAGGAGGCAGCAGCAGCGUCAGUGCAGGAGAGGAUAUCGUAUGAUCUAGAGGCAGCGGUGGCGCGGCAGGCGCGGUUCUUCCACGAGAUAGCGCGCCCACACAUGCACGACGCCAAGUACCUCGUAGGAGCCGUCGAGCGCUAUAAGGCGUUUCUCUGGAUGCUCAAACACCAACUCCCUGCUGCCAACUCCGCUGCUGCUGCUGCUGCUGCUGCUGCUGCUGCUGGUGGUGACGGCAGUGGUGGGGCGGGCAGCAUGUUUAUCCCUGCUCUUGACAUUGACUUCGUGUGGCAUGCACAUCAGCUCGCGCCUCUCGCAUAUGCACACGACUGUAACGCCCUCCUGGGCCGCCUGCUCGCCCACCACGACUCCCUCCCGGACCACCACGCCCCUCCGCCCUCAUCCCGCGCGCCCCUCUCCUCCGCUGAUCAGCAGCAGCAGCAGAGCCCAUCUCUCGCGUCUGCCACCCAAUCCACGGCCGCCACGUGGCUGCGCUUCUACGGCCGGCCCUACGCGCGAGCAGGCACCAUCCGCAAGGAGCCCCCGCCCGCUCCCUUCCCAUUCCCCCCUCCCAUCAAACCCAAACACGGCGUAGGAGCGGGAGCAGUAGGGGGAGGAGGGAGCGGAGCAGGGAGCACGGCCAGUGGGGCGAGCAGCACGGGCACAGGAAGCCACCUCCCUUCGGGAAGCAGUUCCCGAGGGACCUCUAAGAUCGCCUCUCCAGUGUCCUCGCCAGGAGCGUCCCCGAUACAAGACACGCGGGGCGAUCUGCGUACCGACAUUCCCCCUCGGCACGUGUUUGACGCCACGCUCUCCCUCCUCUCCGUCUCCUCCCUGCCUGCCUCCCUCAAAGGCGACCUCUCGCUUCAAAUCUCUGCCCUCUCUGCCUGCCCCUCGCUCCGCCUCCGCUCCCACAAACUCCCACUCCCUCUCCCUCUCCCCUCCCCAUCAUCCACCCCUUCUCAAUCCCUCCCUGCAAACGAGCACCCAUGGCCGAGCACUCCCACGUGGUGGCUAUCACUAGACGUGGAGACCAAGGGGGUGGUGUUGCAGUUGCUCCUGGAGCCGCCAAAGGGCCGGCUGUCAGGGAUAGCGGGCAUGGCAGGGAUGGGCGGCGCACACAAGGCGAGGAGUCUGGGCGAGGUGACGGUUCUGUGGAGCGAUGUGUUUGCUGCUAAGGACCUCUCGUGGCAUGGUGCUCUGGCGCUGGGGUCGGGCGCAGGAGCGGGUGGAAAGGGUUCCUCCGAAAAUCCCCAUGUGCGCAUUCACGUCACCGCCACACCACCUCAGCCGGCACCAGUGCUGCUGAUGCUGCAGCCAGCAGUGGGCACGGACGACAGUGGGCUGCAGCUCACAGCAGCAGCAGCAGCGGUGCUGAAGCAGCAGCAGGAGGGGCGGUGGAUGGCGCGCACCGUGGUGGACCACACUCUCUCAGAGCGCUUCGUCCUGCGCACGCGGGUGGCCAAGGGGCAUGGGUCACAGCAGGUGGAGGUGCCACCUGAGUCGAAGCGGGUGCUGCUGCACCGGGGAGGCUGGUCGCCCUCUCCCAAGGUCAAAGGCGCUCUCGUGGCUGCUGGGGAGCGAGUGGACGAGGUGUGUCAGCUCAGGACACACCACACCAUGGCAACGCAGCGCACCUGGAUGGCCUACUCCGGCUGGACACUCCAAGUCUCCCUCCGCCACUUGCACCUCCCCUCUGCCUCCUCACUCCCCUCCUCCGCCUCUCUCUCUGCUUCCACCUCCUCCUCGUCUGCAUCCUCCUCAGCUGCCAGUGCGCCGGCCUUCCCGGGCCUGCGAUACCAUGUGGCUAAGGUGCCAGGGCCACCGAUGGCUCUCGCUCCCGGUCGUCGACUCGCCUACGCCCGCCCUCUUUCCUCCCUCUCCCCUCUCCCCGCCUCCUCCUCCGCACUCCUCCGCUCGUCCAGCACAGUCGGCGCAGCACCGGCGCAUGGGGGCAGGGGGGGGAGAGGCGGAGCAGGCGCAGGGGGCGGAGGGUCCGAGGGGGAGGGUGAGGACAGGGAGGGGGAGGAGGCGGGGUAUGUGACAGUGGUGCGGUAUCCAGAGGACUGCCCUGGGGGAGUGGCCACUGCACUCUUCAACUGGCGCACGGGGGGGAUUGAGGUGCAACCGCACGAGCGGUUGGAUGUGGUGGCGCUGAUGGCGGUGGCAGUGGCGCAGUCAUGGCACGACCUGCACCUCGCUGCCACCACGGCCGGCACUGCCAGCGCUGCCAGUGCGGCCAAGAAGAAGAGCGCUGGCAGCACGUCGGCUAAGCCUGCCCCUGUCAAGAUCGUUCCCUCUAAGCUGCCGCGCCGUGCUGCUUCUGUGGGCAAGGAUGACCGAUGGGGUACGUGGAUAAUGCGUUUGAAGGCUGCUCGCGUGUUGGGACGCCUCAAACCCCUCAAAGCUCGCUCUCUAGGCCUGCUUGCCGCGCCGUUGAGAAGCCGCGGCUCGGACGUUCGUCGUUGUGGUAGUAAACCAAGGGGGGGGAAGGGGGGACAGAGGGAGGAAAAAACGAUGGCUGGCGGAAAGAAAAAAGGCGGGAAGGCCGCGAAAUCCGCGGCGCUGGCGGAAGAGAAGAAGCAGCAAGAGCAGCAGCAGAAGCAGCAGCAACAGCAGGAGGAGGAGGAGGAGAAGGAGAAAGAGGACGUAGCGUGCGCUCUAGACCCGGAUGUGGCGGCGGCGCUUGCGGCGCUCAUGGUUACCAUCGACUCCCCGUUAGCGCGCUGCGUCGUCCGCGACGACCGCCGCGAAUUGCGGCGUGUGAUCCGGCAGGCGCUAGAAGCGCUCGGUCUAGCGGAGAUUCUAGUGGUGGAAGCUGGGGAGGACGAAGAGGAGGAGGAGGGGAAGCGGGAGGAGGAGGAAGAGGGGGCGAGAGAAUGGAAAGAGGCUGUCAUCGCCAUCACGCCUGCUGGUGCUGACGUGGAGCCUAGUCACCCGUGCUGGGUGGUGCGAAUGGACGAGGUCACGGCGCGAGCUGCACAUCACGGCAGCAGGCACCACCACGUGGGUGCGCUCACAGCGCUGCACAUGGCCGCCCGCUUCCACAGUGCUCGGUGCAUCGCUGCACUGCUGGCAGCAGGGGCAGACGCGAGCCUGGCAGCGGGGCCGCUGGGGCUCACCGCUCUGGAGGAAGCUCUGCUCUCCAAGCGACUGCAUUUUGACUGGGGGGCGCAGACAGCGCCGCUGCGAGUGGUGAACACGCUCAGGCACGAGCGCAACCUCGACUCCAUCCGCCUGCUGCACCAGCACGCGUCCGACGCUCUCCGUGUGGCAUUCACGCUAGCUGGCUGCUUCCGCCUGGUCCCCCUGGUUGCGCUGCUCCUCUCCGGGGGCUCACCCUUAAUGAACGCAGCCGUGCCCCCGUCGCAGCACCCCUGGUUCGCCGCUGUCUCUCUGGGCGCCUGCCAGUGGAUGCACGGUCACCCCUCACUCACCCUCCUGGAUGUCAUCCUCUCCAACCUUCUCGAUCUCUCCCGCGUGCCGUUGGCAAGGGGUCGUGGGGGUGAGGUAGAGGAGGAGGAUGAGGAGGAGGAGGAUGAGAUGUUCUUUGAUGCUUGUGAGGAAGGGGAUGGGGUUUCGUCGCCGAGAUCCUGUGACCGGAGUGUGAGGAGUGAGCGGAGUGAGCGGAGUGAGAAGAGUGAGCGGAGCAGGAGGGUGCAUCAUUCCAAGCGUGCGGCGUGGCUGGGCGCGAUGGGGGUAAUGCUGCUGGAGCCAUGGCAGGAGGUGCUAGUGGGCGAGCAGGAGAAGGAGCAGCAGGAGCGCGAGCAGCAGCAAGUGCUGCGACUGCUGCACGCAGAGCGAGACGAGAGGAGAGAGAAGCACGAGACUGAGCAUGGCAACGGCAACGGGGUGGAGGAGAGCAAGCAGGGGAAGAAGAAGAAGUCAGCCAAGGAAAAGCGAGCAGCAGAGGCAGCGGGAGGAGGAACCGCAGGAGCAGGAGGAGCAGCAGCAGGAGCGGCAGAGGCACGGUGUCAGGAGCUGCGCAUGAGAGGGCUGAAGGUGCUGGAGGCGUUUCUGCUGUUCAACCCGCCGCUGGCAGGCCACGGGCCGAGCGUGCACCAGGUGCCGGUGGUGCGAGCAGCAGCGGGCAAUGACGGCAUGGUGGUGGGGCUGCUGCUGGACGCCGGUGCUUCUGUCAAUGACAGCGACGGCGAUGGCAACACCGCACUGCACUGGGUGCUCCGACAGGUGCCGAGGGUGCCGGUGGUGCGAGCAGCAGCGGGCAAUGACGGCAUGGUGGUGGGGCUGCUGCUGGAUGUGGGUGCGGCUGUGAAUGUCAGCGAUGGGGACGGCAACACUGCUCUGCACUGGGUGCUCCGACAGGCGACCCCAUGGAACGGGCGGGCAGUGGACACGACCAUUCUCUCACAGCUCAUAUCAGCGGGCGCGAGUGUGCUGGCAGGGAACCACGUGGGGGCGACAGCGGUGCAUACAGCAGCAGGCCACGGACACAGUGAGGCGCUGGAUGUGCUGCUGGGGCGAGAGGCCGCUGCUGCCAACGCCGUCACUGCUGCCCGCGAGACUCCCCUGCACUACGCCGCUCGGCACGACCACGUGGCAUGUGCGGCGGUGCUGCUGGCGUUUGGUGCAUCCAACAGCGUGGAAAACGCAGGAGGGUGGAGGCCCGGCCAGCUCGCCACAUCCGCAGAGCUCCGCCAGAUGCUGGGCGAGACUGGGCCCCCCAUGCCCCGGGGCGAGGCCGCGUGGGCCGCAUGGGGUGCUGCUGGGGACCCUGCUGCUUCUGAUGGGGAUGGGGAUCAGCCUUGGGAUGCCUCUGUUUCUGCUGCUGCUGCUGCUGCUGCUGCUGCUGCUGCUGCUGCUGCUGCUGCUGCUGCUGCUGCUGCUGCUGCUGGUGGGGCUGGUGCUCCUCCGUGGGCUGACUCGUUGCAUCAGCUGCGGCUGGGGUGGAAGGAGACGCAGCAGCAGCAGCAGAAGCAGAGCUAUAAGCAGAGGCAGAAGGAGCAGAAGAAGCAGCAGAAGGAGCAGCAGCAGCAACAGCAGGAGCAGCAGCAGCAGCAGCAGAAGGAGCAGAAGCCGGGGUACAAUCCAAACUACAAGUAUAAGACGAUGCUGUGUCGGCGCUGGUCCAGCACAGGCUCUUGCAGCCUGGGCUCGCAGUGCACGUUUGCACACGGGCAGAAGGAGCUGCAACAGGUGCCCAAGCCAUCCCCCCGCGGCCCAUCAGCCUGGAAGAAUGCCACCAGUGCUGCUCCUGCUGCAGGUGGCGCUGGCGCUGGCGCUGGCGCUGGUGGUGCUGGCUGGGAAAAUGCUGCUGCUCCUGGUGCUGCUGGUUGGGAUGCUGCUGCUACUCCUAGCGGUGCCGGUGGCAGUGGCGGCGGUGGUGAGAGCAAGGGCGGCGGCAAUCUCGUGCCAUGGGAGAGCAGCUCGGGCCCCUUGGGCAGCUCAAGCGGAGGAGGAGGGUCAUGGGAGUGGGGCGACCAAUCAGAGGAUUCCAGGAGCACGAGCGCUGGCAGCUGGGGGGUGGCAGCACCAGCAGUGGCAGUGGCAGCGCCAGCGCCGGUGCUGCAUCUGCUAGUGGUGGUGGUGGUGGUGGUUCCAUUGGUGCCCAAGAUAUUCGCGGGGGGAUUGCCGUACGACGUGACAUCGGAUGAUCUAGCAGCACACUUCGAGGAGCACUACGGGGGAGUGGUGGACGCGGUAGUGCUGUAUGAGCCCGACCGCGCAGCCAGCGAGCCGGGAGCCAUGCGCUCGCGCGGCUUUGGCUUCGUGGUGCUGGAUUCAAGAGAGACAGUGGCACGCCUACUGGAGAAACACUUUGUGCCGCUGGGGGGCCGCAUGGUGGAGAUCCGAAAUGCUUCCAGGCGAGGAGGGUUCUCCCCUGCUACUGCUGUUGCUGUCGCCACCACUGCUCCCACCGCUCCCACCACUGCUCCACAGCCGUCCCAUGACGUGCCUCCCAAUCCCCCAGACACCACCAACCCAUCUGCACCGCUCUAUCCUGACCAGCCGCACCACCUGGAUCAUCCAAACCAGCAUCACCAGCAGCAGCACCAGGACCCACAUCAACCCUCCAUAAGACCUCAGCCAGACUCUUGGAGCGGCACUCCUGCUGCUCCUGCUGCUGCUGCUGCUGCUGCUGCUGCUGCUGCUGCUGCUGCUGCUCCUAGAGCUGCUGCUCCUAGUGCUGCUGCUGUUGCGCCUGUUCCUGCACCACAUGGAAGCGCAGCGAGUGCAAGGAAGGUGCUGUCGGUGGGUGAGGUUGAGGCAGAGCUGCAUCAGCCGGUGCAGCCGCCAGUGGAGCAGCCAGUGCAGCAGCCAGUGCAGCAGGAGCAGGCGAGGGGUGCAUCCACACCUACGGCACCCACGCCUACAGACCUGCCCAGAUCUGCUGCGUUCUACCCAGGAGCAGCGGCAGCAGCACACAUGCCCAUUACAACACAUCAGCCGUUCGCGUCGCAGGUUUUCAAUCCACAAGCAUUCGCUCCGCCUGGGUUCUCAUUGCCCGGUGCGGCACAUUCACACACACAAGCAUCUGCACUGGCGCCUGUCCCUGUGCUUGCAGCACCACAUCCCCCUGCAAUGAUGCAGCCAGCAGCAGUGGGUACGGGAAGGGCAGAAACAGCAGGAGAGGGGGGUGUGGCAGAGGCGGGGGAGGAGGAUGAGCUGGCGAGCCUCCUGUCCAUGCUGAAUGCAACUGGGGACCGCGGAGUCCUACCCGUGGCGCGUGCGACGCCGCAAGUCCCGUGGGAUAACUUCACCUCGCCGUGCACGCCGCUCCCGGACCCUCCCCCCGCCGGCUUCAAUCUGUGGAGCGACGCGGCAACGUGGCCGGGGGGAGUGGUGCCGGGCGUGGGGGCGGGCAAGGGCGCCAACGCCACCAUCCCGUGCGGCGUGGCCGUGCUUCUCGACAUGCCCUCUGUCGUCCUCUCCACUCUCACCAUCCGGGGCAUGCUCAAGAUCGAGGACACGCCGUCACGGCCGCUGGUGCAGGUGAACGCGUCGUUUGUGAUCGUGGAGGGGCAGCUGAUCGCAGGCAGCAGCGCAAAGCACUUCUCUCAGAAGGUCGUCUUCACGCUCACGCACAACCCCAACGGCCGCGCGCCCUACCAGUACACCGCCAACGCACCCGCUGACCCCGCCAACCCCCGCAACUUCGGCCACAAGGCCUUCGUCGUGGUGGGAGGGCAGGUGCGCAUGCACGGCAUGCCGGGGGGCUCCUCCACGCCCUCGUGGUGCCGCCUGGCAGCGACAGCACAGGCGGGCGAUACAGCCAUCCUGGUGGACCGGGACGUCUCCGCAUGGCCCGUGGGCUUCCAUGUCGGCCUCGCCUCCACCGACUUCUAUCCCGACCAGAUCGACGUCGCCAAAAUCGUUGCUGUGACGGCGGUGGGCGGCAGCAAGUGGAAAGUGGCGCUGAGCGCGCCGCUCUCCUACAGCCACUUCGGAGAGGUGGUGCCCGACGGGUUCGGCGGCACGAUAGACGAGCGCGGGGAGGUGGUGCUACUCAACCGCACAGCGACCAUUCGAGGGGAGGACGAGGCGGCACCUUACAACUGGGAGGGCGGGCACUUCAUGGUGUUCUUCACUCAGACCGCGCAGCUGAUAGAGGGCGUGGAGUUUGCCCAGAUGGGGCAGCAGGGGCAGCUGGGGCGCUAUAACAUCCACUUCCACCUCUGUGGGAAUCAGGCGGGGAGGAGCGUGGUGCGCAAGAACGUCAUGCAUGACAGCAAGCAGCGCUGUGUGGUGGUGCACGCCACCUUCAAUCUGACGGUGGAGGAGAACGUGGCGUUCAACACGAGAGGGCAUUGCUUCAUGGUGGAGGAGGGCGGCGAGCAAGGCAACUCCUUCAUCCGCAACGUCGGCAUCUGGACGCGCGCAGUGGAGGUGAAGAUAUCGGAUGAGGAGACGGACAACGAGCCAUCCACGUUUUGGAUCACCAAUGCCAACAACAACUACAUCGACAAUGUCGCUGCCGGCUCAGAAGACACCGGCUUCUGGCUGGAGCUGAGGGACCAAGUAAGGGGGCUGUCUUCUCAAUGGCCGCAGAUCAACACGCUGAUUCCCUUCAACUACCACCGCGUGGGCACGUUCGCAGGCAACGUGGCGCACUCGUGUGAGAUUGGCUUCCGUGACUACCCCGGGGGGUUCAACCCCCGCUUCAACGCCUCCACUCUCGACCAGGACGAGACCUACUGGGACCAUCCAGUGUGGGUGACUAUCUCGGGCUUCACUCUCUACAAGAACACCUACGUGGGCGCGUUCAUCCACAACACGGACUACGUGGUAUUCGAUAAGUUCACAGCAGCGGACAACGUGUGGGGGGUGGAGAUGCAUCAGGUGGAGGGCAUAGUGAUGCGCGAUCUCACGGUGGUGGGGCACACCGCCAACUACGGCAACCCCUUUGACUGCACCGACCCGGACUCCAACGGCUGCGCUCCGGUCUCCGGCUGCAAGUUCCCAUUGGCGAAGGGCCAGCAGGGGCGCAGUGUGGGAGAAGGGGGGUGGGAGGAGCCGGUGUACGGGCUGGUGUUCACGCAGAGCCCAUGGUUCACCGACGGGCUCUUCAACAACGCUGUUGACGGCGCUAAGUUCGCCGGGUUUGACAGCACAUGCAAGCCGUCUGCAGCGGUGGCGGUGGAGGGGGACAUGGGGACCUACUGGAACGCCGGCAACAACUUCAAGAACCUCAAGUUCAGCACUGCAACGCGGACCAACCCAGUGUUGGUCGUGCCUCAGAAAUACCCAUCCAGAUACGACCAGGCAGAGGUGGAGGACCAUGGGGAGGCAGCGGCACAGGUGGCGUUGAGGGACAUGGACGGCAGCAUAGUGGGGUCGGUGCUAGGCAAGACCUCCGUUGGCGAGAACACACUCCCUUCUGCUGCCGCUGCUGCUGGCGCUGGCGAAGUUGCUGCUGCUGCUGCUGCUGAUUCUGCUGCUGCUGCUGUUGCUGCUGUUUCUGGUUCCGCAAGGCCCAGUGCUGCAAUCCCUGCGUCCCUUGGCAAGCUUGUCCCGGCACAGAAAGCUUACCCUCAGCACCACCGUCGCCUGCUAGUCACGGCGUCUACUGCUCCUUCUGCUGAUGCUGCUCCUGCGGCUGCUGCGGCGGCUGCUGCUGCUGCUGCAAGCUCCCAUCGUCGCAUGCAUGGCACUGCAGCUUCUGCUGCGGCUACUAUUUCUGCUCUCAAGAAAACUGUCGGCCGACCUAGCAACUACUACCCCAGGCCCCACUCGCACAAACGCUCACGCGCUUCCCGUAGGAAGUCUGCUUCUUCUGCCCGCUUGCCUGCCCGCUCCUCCUCCUCCUCCUCCUCCUCCUCCUCCUCCUCCUCCUCCUCCUCCUCCUCCUCCUCCUCCUCCUCCCCUCUCACCACCCCAAUGCCGUCUGGUUUCCUAGUGGCCAACAACACAGCGGUGCUCCCCCCGCUGACCUCCUCAGGCACGUACGGCUCCUGCAAGCCCAUGCCAGGAGCCAAUGCGUACGCGUGCCCCUCGCCCACACACUGCUUCCGCACCGUCAACGUCCGCUACCUCGAGCCCGCCACCGCAGCCAACGUCAACCGCACGCAGGCCCACGGCGUGAUGAGCUUCAUCAAGGUGGUUCGCAUGAGUGACGGCGCAGAGCAGACGUUUGAUGGGAACUCGAAUCACAUCGAGCUGGAGGAGGGUGGGGGGGAGGCGGUGCGGGUGUUUGGGAUCACAGCGCUGGUGGGGGAGGUGUAUGUGGUGGAGGUGGUGGGGCCGGAUGGGGAGGAGGAGUGGCAGCCGGAGGAGGUUAAUGUGUACUUUGGGGAUGGCGUGAACAAAGAUUUUGCGGGGGACUGUGGAGGGGCUGUGACGGUGAGGCUCAAGGCUCCUGCUGGAGGGGACACACAGUGGGCCGCCAGGAUGGCUGAUAACGCCGCAUGGCGGCCCUGUACCGGCACCACUCAGCGUGCACCCGCCCUGUUCUCAUACGAGUGUGAAGCGGAGUCAGAGCAGCAGCAGGUGCAGGUGGUGCUGCACUGUGGCCUGCUGGCACCGCGAGCAGUGUGGCGCUACAAUCAGGAGGGGGGGGAGCUGCAUCCGCUCUCCCCCGGCGGUCCAGCCUUCUACAACCCGAAUUUCUCGGACUCCUCCUGGCCCUCAGGCCCUGCCCCGCUCGCCUACGUGGGAUUACCUUGCCGUGCCAUGCAGCCCUGCUCCUCUGCUUUGUCCCACCGCCCACACCCUCUCACUCUCAAUGCCCCUGCCUCCUUACCAACGCAACACUCCACUCCUCCUUCCCCUGUCAUGCCAACAGUUGACUGGGACAAGGUGGGCACGUUCCUGGCGGAGCCAUCGUGGGACGCGCGCACGACAUACUACUUCCGCACGACCUUCUCUCUCACCAACUCCGCGUGCUUCUCGAGCUUGCUGCUGCAAAUGCCGGUGAACGAUGGUGUGAUUGUCUACAUCAACAACCGUGAGGUGCUGCGCCUCAACAUGCCCCAGGGGGAUGUCACCAAUGCCACCUCCGCGCUGGCGGAUAAAGAGGCGAUCAAUGACAACGAUGAUGGGUUCAUCUACACGGACAAGACAGUGGCUCUGCCAGGGGCGGCAGCAGCGCCGGUGCUGACAGACGGGGUGAACGUGGUGGCAGCAGAGGUGCACCUCAAUCACGACGACGGCUGGGACAUCGCCUGGGCUCUGCGCCUCUCCGGUCUCCCCUCGUACGUGCCACAACACAUGCCUGUGUGCGGAGCAUGGCACGUGUGA